Messenger RNA from Cavia porcellus (domestic guinea pig), 1577 nucleotides. It is a transcript of the gene Ankrd37, whose product is annotated as ankyrin repeat domain 37. Gene Ontology annotation, cellular component: cytoplasm; nucleus. Bases 244 to 765 code for a protein of 173 amino acids. Gene Ontology annotation, molecular function: protein binding. The transcript has 5 exons. Lineage: Eukaryota; Metazoa; Chordata; Mammalia; Rodentia; Caviidae. The record is from RefSeq and is a predicted model, not a curated record.
GCCCCUCCCCUCUCCCUGGGCAGCCCAGUUUAGGUCCUGGCUGCACGUGUCAGUGUUUGGGUACGUGCAGCAGCUGAAGGGUUGGGAAAGUACCAGCAGAGGGUUAAGUUGUGGGCGUGGCAGCCAAGGGCUUUAAAUUCUCAACCACUGGGGCAGGCCAGUGUAUUCGUAUCUGUCAUUCUGCAGCGACCCUCCUACCAAUCUGCAUUCUCAGGGCCUCUUGUCAUCUGCGUUAGGCGGAAGAUGCUGUUGCUUGAUUGCGACCAGGAGGCGGAAGGUCUGGAGCAGCUGCUGCAGACAGGGUGCUCCGUCAAUGCACCCCCGGAUCCCUGUGAACAGUCGCCUGUCCACUUAGCUGCAGGUGGUGGCUUUGCUUACUUUCUUCUCUGGCAGCUGCAGACAGGCGCUGACCUCAACCAACAGGAUGUUUUGGGAGAAGCUCCACUCCAUAAAGCAGCUAAAUUUGGAAGCCUGGAAUGCCUUAGCCUGCUUGUAGCCAGUGAAGCCCAGAUUGAUUUGUGUAAUAAGAAUGGGCAAACAGCUGAAGAUCUUGCUUGGUUAUAUGGAUUUCCAGAAUGUGCCAAGUUUCUUACAACAAUUAAAUGUAUGCAGAUGAUAAAGUCAAGUGAACAACCCACUAAAGAUUACCGUGUGCCAGUGCUCAGACAGAAACGAAGUUUUGGAAAUACAGAAUAUAUAAAUGAGAAAAGAAAGUGUUGGCUUUCUCCUGGAAACCAGAUCCGAAGUUUUUUAAGAGGGAAAUGAGUAGAAAGGGUGUCAAACAGCAAGUACACGGGAAUAGUAGAAGUCUGGGAAGAAAAAACUGCCAAACAGCAAACAGCUGCCUCCUCUUCAAGAUGACUGGCCGGGGAAUGUCAAAAGAGCUCCACAGGAAGGCGGAGUCUAGAGAAGGCAGCACGUGCCUGAGGCCUCCUAUACUGCUGCAGCCUGGUGACAAUCAAGAUUUUACUGACUGGCUGCACCUUGGCUUUAUGUGUGUACUACUGGAUCAAGGGUGUUUUGCAGCUGCAAAGUUCUAUGGAAACAUAAAUAGCAAAGGAAGAAAGUAUUUCUCAGUACAGUUGGGGGUGACUAUGCUUCAGGAAACCUCAUCUAGAUUAUCCCAUCUAGUACAAAGCCAGCCAGAAAGAAGCAAUCUUAUUACCCCUGGUAACUCUUUAGAUGAAAAUAAAGGCUUCUCUUUCCUUGCUAGAAUUGAAAUUCCUAGCUUCUCUGCUGAUUCAUUACCGUUAGAACUGGACAGUCAUCCUUGCCAUUCAUGGCUCUAAGUGGGUCCUCCAUAUACUGUCAGCAUGUGAAUUCAUUGUAGAAGAAUAAUUUUUUUGAGAAUCCUGUUUUUUUUUUUUUUGUAGCAAAGAUCGAACUCAUGACCUUGCACUUGCCAGGCUAAGUCCCUGGCCCACGAAUCCUUUCUUUCUCUAUCCUUUUUCACUGGACCAUGAGCUCCUGAAAAAUCUUUUAAAACCUCCAGGGCUCAGGACACUGGCUGACACAUACUGACUACUUACAUGUUUUGUUUUGUUUUUUAUUAUUUCUUUUUUUGAGACAGGGUCUCA